GCUGACGGGAUCUAUCCCGAGUGGGCAACUCUCAUUAAGACGUUCUUGUGCCCUCAAGAUCCCCAAAUUGAGCUUUUUGCUAAAAUGCAAGAAUCAGUUAGAAAAGACGUCGAGCGUGCUUUUGGGGUCUUGCAAGCGCGAUUCGCAAUCAUCAAAGGACCUGCUCGCAUGUGGCAACCUUCAACAAUGUCUCUCAUCAUGAAUUGUUGUAUUAUCUUGCACAACAUGAUUGUGGAGGACCAGUCUCAGGAACCUCGAGGCGCAAAUGAUGUAGACAUAUUUGAUCCGCCUGUACCACCACCUGAACAUCUUCCGCGUCCACCUGCUACUUUUGCUCGUUUCAUGGAAGGUCGCGCCUUUCGCUCGCAAGCUAACCAUGUCAGUUUACGCAAUAACUUAGUCCAGCACAUAUGGAGAACCUUUGGAAAGGAUAACAUCAAUGACCACAUUGUGUAGAUUAUUGUCUUUUGUUUUUGUUAUUUUUUUUUGUUAUUUUUUUCUCUUUUGAUGUUUGUGCCGCUUGUUUCAGAUUUAUGUUAGAUUUAUGUUUCCUGUCUUUAUGUCUCAUUCUAUUGAAUUUUUUGAUCAGUGUAUAUAAUUCUUUUGUCUGAUUUUGAUCUCUUUCCUCCCCUCGAUUUGACGUGUUCUCCAUUUUAGUGUAGAUAUUAUUUUUUUGGUUUGUGAUCAUCGUCUAUACGCGAGAGUUCAUAACAAUCAGGAAAUGAAUUUAUGUGUACAUAGUUCAUUUGUGGAGCCUUUCACAACUUUAAGAUCAAAAGAAAAUCAUGAGUAUUUUACUUGCAAGUAUG
Molecule: messenger RNA, 809 nt
Organism: Melampsora larici-populina 98AG31
Lineage: Eukaryota; Fungi; Basidiomycota; Pucciniomycetes; Pucciniales; Melampsoraceae
Exons: 2
Coding region: 85-456 (123 amino acids)
Source: RefSeq, a predicted model, not a curated record